This is a messenger RNA of Penicillium brevicompactum, 429 nucleotides long. Its product is annotated as Signal peptidase I. Gene Ontology annotation, cellular component: signal peptidase complex; membrane. The coding region runs from base 1 to 429 and encodes 142 amino acids. The transcript has 2 exons. The record is from RefSeq and is a predicted model, not a curated record. Gene Ontology annotation, molecular function: peptidase activity. NCBI's taxonomy places the organism in Eukaryota, Fungi, Ascomycota, Eurotiomycetes, Eurotiales, Aspergillaceae.
AUGGCCUGGAAGGCUCUGUGUGUCUUCACUGGCUCCUCGCAUCCUAUCAUGGUGGUGAUUUCGGAAUCUAUGGCACCUGCUUUCACACGGGGUGACCUCAUCUUCUUAUGGAAUCGGCAAUCAUGGGUUCGAGCCGGCGAGAUUCCUGUCUGCUGGUUUCCGGGAAGACCACUGCCAAUGGUUCAUCGGGCAAUUAAAUCUGUGUGGCUCGGCGGUAAAGAACAAUUCACCUUGACAAAAGGAGACAACAAUGAUGGCGAUGAUGUGCCACUCUAUCCCCCAGGCCAGCUAAUGGUAGGCCGCGAAGAAGUCGUUGGCCUAGUUAAAGGCUAUCUUCCCUAUGUGGGAUGGCUUUCCAUUGGGUUACAAGAAAGCCCUCUCGUCACAGGAGCGUUGGUUGGCGGUUUGUUAUUACUUGCAGCUUUCUAA